AUGAUCGAUAUUGAUUAUAAACGAAUUCCUUAAUGGUUAUAAGAAAGAAACAAAUUAAGCUAAGAAUGGUCAAAAAAAUAUAAAGCUCUACAAUUAAAACAAAUAGAAAUUUUAGGAGAAAGCAAAAGCACAUACACUUUUCAAGAUUGUUCUGAAGAAUUAGAAAAAUUGAAGAACUCAGAUGAGGGGGCACAAAAAACGAUUUUUGGAGGCUUCUCAUCUAAAUCCAUAAAAACAAUGGAGAAUUUACUUAAGCUCUAUUAAAAAGAAAAUCUACACCUAAUAAAUAUGGGACAGGCUUUAGUAUAAGUUUUGACAUAUGACAUACCAGGAAUUAAAAAGUAAUUAAUAUUGAAUGAUUAAUAAUUAUCAUCCACAGAGCAAAGGAUUAUAGAUUCCUAAGUCUAAAUACAGAAUUAUAAGUUAUAAUUUGAAAAACAAUGUAAGAAGUAUGGAAUUGAAGGCUAAAAUAUUGAGGAGGAAGUUCCUAAUAUGAUACUGUAAAUUCCACCUUUGUUCUAAGAAAUCGAAUAAUUAGCAUUAAACAAUCAAUCCAUUUUAAAUAGCAUUGAAUAUUACAGAUAGUUUUCUGUCUACACUAACCCCUCUUUGGAUAAAUCCAACAUAAUAACACAUCUGGAAUCCUUUGUGUUGAAGGGGAAUUAAAAACCAUUAGAUUGGGAAAUCAUUGAAGCUCCUAAAACAGAAGAGAUUGAUUGGAUGAAAUAUAUCUAACCUUAAUAAGUAAAUAUUCCCGACAGUGAACUAUUGAAUACAUAAUUUAGAAGCAAUCUUAUCAUUAAUUUAAACGAAUUAAUCGGAUUUUAUCAAGCAAGAUUGGAAUAACUAAAAUAAGAUUAAACUCUAGUUAAUUUUGAUGCUCAGAACAAACUAUUUGAACUAUCAUAAUAAGAAAUAUCAAGUUAUUUGAAUGUCUUGCAUUAGUUAUUAGACAAACUGAUUAGUCCUUGGCUUAGAUAACUUUUGCAAUUGAAAUCAUCUGUUAAAACUCAAUAGAGAAUCAUUAAAAAUCUGGAAGAAUAUGCUAUUUCAAUUAAAAAGAGUGAAUCGAACAUUAUUCAUUCCUAAAACAAAAUAGCUGAUUUGAAAUCUGAAUAAUUCAAACUAUAGAACUAAUUAAGAGAUUUACAAAGUUAGGUUAGAAAGAUGAAAUAGUUUACAGAGAAACAAUUCACAGAUUUAUUCAAAACAGAAAUCAAACUGAUUGGAUGUGAUUGUUGA
Paramecium tetraurelia is the source of this 1242-nucleotide messenger RNA. RefSeq lists its product as uncharacterized. The transcript has 4 exons. The record is from RefSeq and is a predicted model, not a curated record. NCBI's taxonomy places the organism in Eukaryota, Ciliophora, Oligohymenophorea, Peniculida, Parameciidae. Gene Ontology annotation, biological process: regulation of mitotic cell cycle; regulation of cyclin-dependent protein serine/threonine kinase activity. Gene Ontology annotation, cellular component: endomembrane system.